ACCAACGUCCCAAAUAACGCAAGCUAAGCGAACCAAACGAGCGAAGCUUGCUCGCUUAAGAGAACGCUUUAGCGACCUUGAAACAACAUUGUGUUCUGUCAUUCCGCUCCGGAGGCGGGCAUGGGAAAGGGGUGGUAACGACAUGUCACUUAGCUUAGCAAUAGCAGCUAGCCUCCACUGGUGAGCUGAGCGUACAACCAGUAGUCGGCAUGUUUACUGUCGCUUCAAUGGUGCCGUCCUAAAAGCAUGCGAACUUACUGCGGAGGUUGUUGACGAGCUCUGCGUGGCUAGCUCCUCCGGAUUUCCACGCCAUUAUUAGGCAGACUUUGCGGACUAAGUAGACAGCAGCCGUCAGUGCCGCGCCUGCGCCAAAUGUUUUGCCUAUGAAGCGGGCAACCUCCGAAGCGGAUACGUCACUAGACAUCCACGAUGGCUCUGCACUUUUCUUAUCGACGCAGUCGGCUGCUGUGUGAUGUCAUUGAACGAGAAAUGCAACAGUUAAAAAUAUGCAUCUUCCGAGGUUAUUUGCACAUCGCUCACUCGUUGGAUUAGCAGAUUUACGGAUGUUGUUGCAACUACCACCGUUAGAGGGUGGUGUAAUAUUUAGUUAUGGCGGCCAGAUAAAUGGAAGUUUGACCUAACGGGCUUCCCGUCCAGUAGUGACGUCACGUGUCGUGAAGGAGAGGCCGCGUAUUUGGCGCUGAAUGCUAAGCUAGCCGAAAUAAACGUGAAUCUUACGAAAAUAAAGCCUGCGUUUUAAUGGACGGCGUGAAUGCGAAAUACGUGUCUCAGAAAAUCAGCAAAACGAGAUGGAGGCCAGUUUCGCAUUCGUCUCUACAGCAGCCUGAUGUCUUUGCCACUGGAGCUUGGGAUAACGAGGACAACACUGUUUGCCUUUGGUCGAUUGGUCAUAAUGGGAGUUCUAGUUUGGAAGAUGGAUUUGAUGGCGAUCCAGAGCUUUUAUGUGAACACAAACAUGAAGGAGAUGUUUUGGAUCUUCACUUUCUGGACCAAGACAGAGUUGUCACAGCAUCAUCAACUGGAGGAGUUAGCAUUUUCCGCUACAACCAAAAAGACCAGGCUCUUUCGGUUGCACACCAAUGGCCCAGAGCACAUCAUUACCCCUGCGACAGGGCUCCCUGUACUGGCGUCGCGUGCAGCAGUCCUGAGAUUGUUACAGUCGGUGAAGAUGGCAGGAUUAUUGUCUACAGAGCUGAUCAGGAAGGAGUCGUUCAAGUCAUAGAGAAUGCUGACAGUAGCACAAUCCAUGCCGUGACGUACCUGCGAACAACACAGAUCCUGACAGUGAACUCCAUAGGCCAACUGAAGAUGUGGGAUUUAAGACAGCAGGGCAAUACCCCCUCAAAUACUCUGUCCUUGUCAUGUAAUAGAGUCCCAUUGUACUGUGUGGAUAGACAUCCGAACCAGCAGCACAUUGUGGCCACGGGAGGUCAAGACGGGAUGCUGUGUGUUUGGGAUGUGAGACAAGGCGACACUCCCUUCUCACUCACGGAGGCACACUCUGCCGAAAUGUGGGAAGUGCACUUCCACCCAACAAAUCCAGAUCAUCUGUUCACAUGCUCAGAGGAUGGAUCGCUGCUGCACUGGGAGACAUCCUCACCUUCAGACAUUCCUUCCUUCCUGCAAGGUGGUAGAAACAACAGCAUGAUAUCCUCCAGUGCGAUGGCUCCGGCUGGAGGGAACCAGUCCCUGAUUAACGCCUGGCUGAGCGGGGACUCCAGUAAAGGCCGUCUGGAGACUACUAACAUGCUACCGAGCCAAACACUGUCUGUCAACAGUGCGGAUGUACUCGGACAGUGUCUUGUGUGCGGGACUGACGGAGAGGCUGUUUUUGUUCACAGACAAGUCCCAGUUUAAUUUUAUUCAUCUUUCAAAUGCUAUCACAGCGCAGUGCAUAUUGUUGUGCAUAAAUGAAGCAUUUCUAGUGAAAUAUUUUGCCUCCUUUUGUAUAAAUGUCAAUUGAAUGAUUUUGGAAAUACAUGAAUAUAAACUAA
Molecule: messenger RNA, 2015 nt
Organism: Doryrhamphus excisus (bluestripe pipefish)
Lineage: Eukaryota; Metazoa; Chordata; Actinopteri; Syngnathiformes; Syngnathidae
Gene: nup43
Product: nucleoporin 43
Cellular component (GO): nuclear pore outer ring
Molecular function (GO): protein binding
Source: RefSeq, a predicted model, not a curated record